AUGUGUAAAUUUGCCAGAAGUGGGCAGAAGAGCGAGGUGUUUGAGGAAAAUGAGAAAUUGAAGAUAUUUUCAGCGUACGCUAUUGUUCGCAACAUUCCCAAAGCAUAUCAUGCCAGGGAUUUGCGCGAAUAUUUCUCAGAAUUCGUUGAGAAUGAAGAAUUCCGUUGCUUCCAUUAUCGACAUCGGCCGGAAAUACAGAUUCACAGCGAUGAGGCUGAACCGUCAACGUCAAAGGAUACGAAACGUUUUUGCUGUGUUGUUUCGUUCUCGGACGUUUCACAGCGGGCAGCUUUUAUUGCGCAGUAUCACAAAAAGUUUUGGACUGACAAAAAUGGCCAGGAAAUACCGCUGAAAUGUUUCAUUUUUCCUCUCAAACCCUACGAGACCUCAAGCGAUGCAAAGGGGGUGCCGGCAAAUCUGGAUUUUCGUUCGCUGAUCGAACUUAGGCCGCCUAGUAUAAUGCCACAUGGAAAUGUUGGAACACCAACGAAAUAUUUCCUGGAACAGAUUCGUCAGUGUAAGCUGCCACCAAGUAUUCUUAAAAAUUUGGGUAUUAAAGCGAAAAGGCGAUUGAACAAAUAUGGUGCUGUCCAUCUGAACUACAGUGAAUGCCAAAAGUCUCCAAGAGAACUUGCUAAAAUGGCAGGUUCUUUUCAUCGCUAUGUUAUACCAUCGGCUUCUGAACCAAUGAACAUAAACGAAUCGUUGUUGGAUCCGGAAACAUGUACACCAGAAGAACUUGCUGCUAGUAGACGUGAACCAGACAAUGAUGAGGGGCCGGAUGAUGACAGAGAUGAAUGCGAGGAAUGGGAACGACACGAAGCUUUGCAUGACGAUGUUACGGAGCAGGAGCGUACCAAACCUAAAAAAUACGAAGAAGAGCAAGAGGUGACAUGGGAGAAAGGUGGACCUGGUCUUGUCUGGCACAUGGACACGUCGUUUUGGCGAGAAAUUGAGGAAGGCACUGACAGUGACUGGAAAUGGGCCGAUGAUUGGGAUGUUGAUUACUCGGUAUAUUAUGAUCGCAAAGAUGGUGAUUUGGAUGCCAAACAAGCAGUUGAAAUGUUGGAGGAUCAGAAAUUGAGAUCUGGUGAAAUAAAUCAAUCAGUUUUCGACAAGAAGAAAGAGAGAAAACGGCCUUUUAGUCGUUUGCAAAGGGUGUCAUCUGAUCUCGGCUUUGGUGCAUUUGAGGCACAUUCAAAGGGAAUUGGCAGCAAAAUAAUGAAAAGGUGUGGUUGGUCUCCCGGAACUGGUCUCGGACCUCAUGGUGUAGGACGGCAGGAGGCGAUUGGUGUGGAAUUCGAGGAGGCUGAUAAUGUACAGAUUGGCAGUGAGCGCAAAGGACUUGGCUAUCGCGGUGAAAAACUUCAGCGUGCAAAUUUUGGCCGACGCAGCACUCAUACUAUUGCUACAAAGUAUGACACACAAAGUGAAACAGAUGAUGGUGCGGACACGAUGGAUAAAGUUCUGCGAAGGGAAGAACCAACUGUCAUGAAAUAUCGCUCGCCGUAG
Gongylonema pulchrum is the source of this 1512-nucleotide messenger RNA. The record is from the annotation of a GenBank genome assembly. NCBI's taxonomy places the organism in Eukaryota, Metazoa, Nematoda, Chromadorea, Rhabditida, Gongylonematidae.